AUGGCUAUUAUCAGUUCUGUCAACCGGACAUGUGCUUCCGAAUCUCUUCUUGAGCUGUACCGUUCAUAUAAAUACAUUUUAAGUACUUCGUUUAAUAUAAUAAUUCCAAUUAUUUCUUUAUUCUUUCUGGUAUAUGCAAUCAAGCAGUUAUGUGCACAGUCUAUUAUACAAUACUCGACAAGAGUUCUAUUAAUCACUACAAUUCUGUUUGCUGUCUGUCAUCAAAUCGCCUACUUUUGUUUCAAGGCUGACCUACUCUACACGAUGCUUUUCAAAUUAGAUCAACCUUGCAAUCUUCAACAUUCUUCCUAUGAUUGCCGGUUUAUCACAAUUGCAACAACAACAUCCAACUGUGGGAUGGCUCUUGUUCAACUUGCAAUGUCUAUUGACCGAGUUUUUGCACUGAAGUUCAACAGAGUUUACUACAAACUCAAAUCGAUUCCGGGGAUAACUUUAGCUUUAAUUACUCUUUCAAUAAGUUUUUCAAUGUUUUUCAUAUUAACUAUUGAUGAUCCACUGUCAGGAUACGUAAAUCAUUGUGGUUUCUAUCCAACAUAUUCUCAAGAUAAAUUUCAUAUUUUUCUUGACGUCACUCUUUACUUGGCAGUUUUUAAUUUUGUGUUUGAUAUUGGAUUGAUGUACUAUUCAUAUCAGGAGAUUCUUUGGAAGCGGUCAUAUAGUUUUGUAAACCGAUUCCAAUCACGAAUUUCUCUCAAAUGCACCCAGGCAAUUUUUAUUAUCUCAAUAUGUCAAUGCAUAUCCAAUGUUUUAUAUUCUGGGCUCCUGUCACUUCUAAUGAAGUUGGGAAGAUAUAUGUCAUCUGCUGAUUACAACCUUUCCCUUUCUCUAGCAUACACCACACCAUAUUCUUGCUUGAUUCUUCCUAUACUUAUUUGUAAAGUGCUCGAGUAUAUUAAAAAACAAAGAACGGUUGGGAUAUUGUCAUUACGGAAUCAAAAACAAAGUAUGGAGGGACAUAUGGCUAUGAUCAAUUCAGCGUGGAAAUAA
Molecule: messenger RNA, 1008 nt
Organism: Caenorhabditis elegans
Lineage: Eukaryota; Metazoa; Nematoda; Chromadorea; Rhabditida; Rhabditidae
Gene: sra-13
Product: Serpentine receptor class alpha-13
Exons: 5
Coding region: 1-1008 (335 amino acids)
Biological process (GO): sensory perception of chemical stimulus; G protein-coupled receptor signaling pathway
Cellular component (GO): membrane
Molecular function (GO): G protein-coupled receptor activity
Source: RefSeq, marked reviewed